Talpa occidentalis (Iberian mole) is the source of this 2993-nucleotide messenger RNA. RefSeq names its product family with sequence similarity 76 member B (gene FAM76B). The coding region runs from base 6 to 1019 and encodes 337 amino acids. NCBI's taxonomy places the organism in Eukaryota, Metazoa, Chordata, Mammalia, Eulipotyphla, Talpidae. The transcript is spliced from 10 exons. The record is from RefSeq and is a predicted model, not a curated record.
GCGGGAUGGCGGCCUCGGCCCUGUACGCCUGCACCAAGUGCACGCAGCGCUUCCCCUUCGAGGAGCUCUCCCAGGGCCAGCAGCUCUGCAAGGAGUGCCGGAUCGCGCACCCCAUCGUGAAGUGCACCUACUGCCGCUCGGAGUUCCAGCAGGAGAGCAAAACGAACACAAUUUGUAAGAAGUGCGCUCAAAACGUGAAACAGUUUGGCACGCCUAAGCCUUGUCAGUACUGUAACAUCAUCGCAGCGUUUAUUGGUACAAAAUGUCAGCGUUGUACAAAUUCAGAAAAAAAAUACGGACCGCCUCAGGCCUGUGAGCAGUGCAAACAGCAGUGUGCUUUCGACCGGAAGGAAGAAGGGAGAAGGAAGGUCGAUGGGAAGUUGCUGUGCUGGCUCUGUACUCUGUCCUACAAGAGGGUCUUGCAGAAGACGAAAGAGCAGAGGAAGAGCCUGGGGUCUUCACAUUCGAACUCCUCCUCCUCCUCCCUCACGGAGAAGGACCAGCCCCACGCCAAGCACCACCACCACCACCACCGCCACCGCCACGGCGGCAGCCAUCACAAAAUCAGCAACCUGAGUCCAGAGCAAGAGCAGGGACUGUGGAAACAGAGCCAUAAAUCCUCUGCAGCAAUUCAGAAUGAAACUCCAAAGAAAAAACCCAAAUUGGAAUCCAAGCCAUCUAAUGGGGACAGUAGCUCUAUAAAUCAGUCAGCAGAUAGUGGGGGAACAGACAAUUUUGUCCUGAUCAGUCAACUGAAAGAAGAAGUGAUGUCACUUAAGCGUCUCUUACAGCAGAGAGACCAGACCAUUUUAGAAAAGGACAAGAAGCUCACUGAACUGAAGGCUGACUUUCAGUACCAGGAGUCGAACUUGAGAACCAAGAUGAACAGCAUGGAGAAGGCUCACAAGGAAACCGUGGAACAACUUCAGGCCAAAAACAGAGAACUCCUCAAACAGGUCGCGGCCUUGUCAAAGGGUAAAAAGUUUGACAAGAGCGGAAGCAUGCUCACGUCCCCCUGAGAGCGGCUGCUCGCAGCCUUCCUGCUGGAAACGCAAAUCUGAAACCAAUUCUGUGAAGCCCUUAAAUUCUGUGUAGUGGGAACUAUUUUUGCACACCAGAUGAAUUGGCCCGUUUCCUAUUCACUUUUGUAACCGAUAUGCAGCGUUUUUUAAGUUGUAAAACAUUCAAAUAAAACUUCAACUGGUUUGAAGUAACUUUUUAAUUAUUUGCUACCCAGGAACUUUCUUGCCAGCAAUAGUCUCCCCCUAGGGAGGGCGGGGCCGGCUCCCCCGCCUGUGCAGAGCCGCGGCGUGGCGGACACUGGCUUGCGCGAUUGUUUCACUUCGCCUCAACUUCGGAGAGAAUCAUGGUGCUUUUACUAAACGAACUCCAGAGUCUGUGUACAUAUGUUUUUAAAAGUUAAUCAGUAACACGAGUCAGCUAGCAUCUUCAUCGUGGGUACAGGAGUUAAUGUGGAUUGUACAGUAUCCAAGGUCAAAUGUGUUUGGUUUUGUAAAAACUGUAGAUUUUUACUUACAAGUGCCUUUUUGCCACCUAAUGUUUUUAUUUAUAGGAAUGCUGAUCUUUUGUACAUAGUUUGUUUUAAAAUCAUGUUUAAUAAAUGUUUGUAUAUAAGCGCGUAUGUACAGAAGCCUAUUUCCAAGGGAAGCCGGAGUUCCUCGGACAGUGCUGGAGGCGGCCUCGAGAGCUGCUCACGCGUGUAGGCCUUGGAGGAUUUUGUGGGUUGUUUCUGUGGGAGGCAGGAAGCUCUGGGUCAGAGAAUUCAACAAUCACGUCAGGAUACUUCCCCAAAGAUUUCAUUUUAAAUCUCUUCAGACAGAGUAACGUUACCUUUCACGUCCAUGGCUUCAUGUUGGCUGUUGGUGGGCUACAUGUUCUGCUUUAUUUUUCUUUUAUAAAUAUUUUUGAAAAUACUAAUUUUCUGCCGUGGUCCAUGUAUCUGCGGUCCCCGUAAUAGGUGGUUCUCUAAGUUAAUAUUUAUGUGCGCCGCCCUUCAUGUGUAAGUUUAAAGCAAAUCUGGAAAAAUUAAAUAACUUGUAAAUCAUUCUGUGAUGAUCUUGAAUAAUUUGGAAUCUACUGUAAGAUUCAGGUUUACUAUUUAUAAGAAAACUAGCGGGGCCUGUAAAGUUGCCUGGAGGAAGUCAAGGGAGGGUGGGGCGGGUCACCUGAAGUUACCGCCUGGUGGUCUCCUCCGAGCCCGUGGUGUCGGCGGGUCCAGAGGUUGGUCUUGCCAACGUGCCGGUUCCGACCUGCCCGCAGCGUGAGCGCCGGCUGCACCGCUGACGCCGAGAGCCCUGCCCCUGGGCACUCGAGGGCAGGGGCAUCUGUCUCAAGUCGCCAGCGCUGACUGGAUCAGCUUCAGAGAUUUCGUUUCAGACGAGCUCGGCUGUGACCGCCCCGUCGGAGGUCGCCUCGCUGCAGCCGGCCGGUCGCCCGCGCCCCACGAAGUGCCCCCGGAGCAUUACCCGGUCAGGGCAGUGUCCGGGCGGCAGCAGAGUUGGGACCCGUCGAGGCUGAGAACCGUUAAACCCACUUAUUUUUAUGAGAUUUUCACGCAAUAAUCUCCCAGCGUUGGUGGGGCCAUGGCGGCGUGCGCAGCGUGUGGUAACCGUGGAAGCUCGUCCAUGCCUUUCUUUACAGUUUGUCACGUUUGCCGUCCUGGCUCUGCAGCCAUCCGCGAGUCGCACAGCCGCUCCGCUUUGGAAGCCAGCUGCGUCAUGGUUCCUCAGCUUCGCCAGGCUGCUCAGCCGGCCGCUCCCGUGCCUGGGGCGGCGUUGACAACGGAACGUCGGGCUGAGCAAUGGAGCUUCGUAAGUUUCAAGGUUAAAACCUCCUGGGGGCGCCGCAGCAUGUAGCCCCCAUCGAGCGCCCACUUUGUGUCUCGGCCUCGCGUUACAACUGGAAGUUUCUGCAGCUGUGGAACCAGUGACCGUGCCCGCCGGGCCGUGGCGAGCUGGCAGCGGCUCCGGCUG